CUAUCGAGGAUUAUUUUUUGCUUUUUUAUUUUUUAGCUGAUAGGAUUGUGUAUGGUAAUACCUAAUGGCAAUUAAGUAAGUCACGCAGGGAGUUUAUUUUUGUCAUAUACACAAUUGCAACAGUAGAAACAUUUUAGUAUGAACUGGUAAAAUUUCCAUAUUCACAAUGAAGUCCCUCUUCAGAUCGACAUCCACUUUUGUGGGAGAAAAUAUGGAUUUGUUUCCGACGGAAGCCGUAGCAGACUUACCAGGACCUGUUCUAGAGAGCAUUCUCCCAUAUAUGAGUGCUUACUGGCUUCACUCAAUCCACCAAAGUCUUUCUUACGCAGGUGUGAAGUGUGAAUGGCUAUGGAACAUGCACAUCCGGCGACGCUGGGGGUUUGGAGUUCAGUCUGUGAUGAAUGUGUUCCAGGAGGCAAUUGACAAGGAUCCACGUAAAGUUUAUCUGAUGAAGCAUUUUCAUGAUCUUCUCAAUUUCUGUACACUCAGUGUCAACACAAGAGAUCCUCACAGCUUAUUCCUCUGCCCAAUCCACAGACUGGUUCGCAGGGAGACCCUUGAUCCGCCACCUGUCAUUCCAGUUCCAUCUUCUUCCUCUUCAUCAUCAUCGUCUUCUUCUAGUGCUCCGAUUUCUUUCUUCAUCUCAAAUCACCAUGAUGGAGGAGGAACAGUAGGACCUAUGUCUUUCCAUUUGGAACAGUUGUUGGAUUUUUCCGCUCAUGCUCAGACGUUGCGUGUUCUUGGAUCUCAGUGCGGUUGGAUUGCAGGUUGUGCUCCACUUCUCGAGAAACUUCUCCAAGUAACGGAAAGACUUCAGCUUGUAACACUGACAGACACCUACUACACUGGCAUACGUGCCUUGGUGGUAUCUCUCAUGAAACAUGGUAAAUUAACCAAAGUCGUCUUGUCAACUGUCAAGUUAUCAGAACCUUGUCUGCUAGACUUGAUGUUCGUGUGUUCAGGAAAACUUGAUCAUACCUCUUCUAAUUUAUCAAAUGUGAAAAAAUUGAUCUGUCAUAAUUGUGCUAAAACCAAAAAGAAUUCAGAGUCUUCCUUGACAAACUCUUGUGAAGACAGUAUUGAAUCAAUUGAAGAUUCAGCUGUGGUAGAUAGGUCUGAAGAAUCAGGAAAACCAGAUGACAAGUUACAGCAGUAUGACGAUGAAAGACCUUCAACUAGCUCUGGCAUUUUUUCCAGUACAGUUGAGGAUAGAGCAAUGUGUUCGAGGACCAUUGAGCCCCUCUUGUGGGAAGUAGGUUUUGAUAGUGACGGCAGUGAGUCCUCAAAUUUCGAUAUUCCAGAUGGUCCUGAAAGUUUACUGGAACCACAGGUCUUAGAUCUUUAUGAUGAGGCUAUUACACCUCUACCUAGACCAGCAGACACCUUGGAAAAUCUUGUUCUCGCUCAUACAAUAAACAUCAAACCUGAUGAAUGCAGAAAACCUGUUCCUUCGUCAAUAUCUCGAUGUGUUCAAUGUCAAUCAGCUAUUAAUAGAACAGAUUCUGUGUGUGUGAAAAGGGAAACUGCAAGUAGUUCUUCCACAGGGCAAAAUAAAUUUUGUUACAGAGAAACUGUGGUGAAGAACAACAAAAGUUCUACAAACAGCCAAGCAAAGUCUAGUUGUCAUAGUAACCAAAUUCAGAAAUCUGGCUUUCAUAGUGAUGUAACGCAGACCAAAGAUCAGAGCACUGAUGAGACAGUAACAGGACUGGAGUCAUUUGCUCUGUUGAGUACUGCCAACCGGUACGAUAUCAGUUCCAUUCUUGUCCAUGUCCUUCCAGGCUGGACAUCUUUAAAAAAGUUUGGAGUUUUUGAUGUAGACAUGAAGUUGGAGGAACUGACCACACAGUUACUACAGAAGGUACACGCCCACCAGCUGUCUCAUCUAGUACUGGAUGACAUCAGUGUACACCCAUCCUUCUUCCAGAAGUUUCUCCACACUCUACAUACAGACUUCAAAUAUGGAGAGAAUUGUCAACCACUUGAGCUGUUGGACUUUCAAGCUUGUACCAAACCUAUAGAGAUUAGUCAACCUUUGUGCCCAGGUGUGCUGUUGCAAGGUGUCCGGAAGUUAGACCUGAGCAUGAACACCCUGUCAGAGUCUGGGUUUGCGGCCCUGUUGAAUCUUGUCAAGAAUGAUCUGGCACUGAUGCAUUUAAAACUAAAUGGAUGCUUUCUUCAGGAGGAACAAGUUCUUCAACUCCUGGAGGUUUUGGCAGAGAACACUCGGAUGGAGGUGGUAAGUCUCAGUGGCAAUCGUGUGGUGGAGGAAUCAGUGGAGCAGGCCCUGCUACUGUUCAUAGAAAAGUGUGUCUCCCUGAAAACUCUCAUCCUCAACUACAGCAGGCUCCGUAGUACCUUUGUGAGCAGUGAAGAGUUCAUACACACAGUGAGAGGUCACCCAAGUCUUCAGGAGCUGUCAAUCAAAAACAACCAUCUAGAGUCUGGUGCGCUGAACUUCCUUAUGGCCAUCACCUGCUCUCCACGACGACCAACUCUCCGCUCCCUUAACAUUGGAUACAACUGGAUCAAAGGCCAGGAUUUAAUUGAAGCUGCCCAGGAAAUACGUUCAUACCAGCGAUUGCACUUUCCGUCCAACAUUCUGGUCCUCGACUUCCUGUCUCUUAGUGGUAAUCGUCUCCUCCACAGCUUCCAGCAGCAGCUGCGACAGGAAUACAGGGGAUUGGUGAAAGAUCUGGAGGCCAAUAGCAUUGACUUCUCACGACCAUAUGCUGAACAUGUGGGUCAGAUGUAAGAGGUUAGGGGUCAAAUACAUGUGUAAUCAUCAGACUCAACUUCGUCAAAAUCUGAGUGUAGUAAACUUUGCAAGGGCUUGAAAUUAUAGAAAUAUUUCAUUGAAGCAGUGGCACAUCACUGAUUGCUGAUGCAGUGUUGUUAACUUGAUACAAUAUAUAGUUUAUAUUUGAGUGACUACUGACGAAAGCUAUCACCAAAGAGAUUUCAAAGCAGAAAUAAAGCAGUGUGUUUUAGCUCAGCUCUGUGAAGUAGAGAGUUAAUUUUACUUUGGCAUUGGUGUUUAGCCUGUUCAUAACACCCUGCAUCUGUUGUCCAUCCAUCAUCCAUCCUUAACCAAAUUCUUGUAAUUGCUUUUUCUUGAAAAGUACAUCUUUCUCAAAUUUCAUUUGAAGGUUCCCUUUGGUUCCUAGUUUUGUUCAUAAAUUCUGGUGCUUGUCAGAAAAACAAAAAUGGUUAUGAGGUGACCAUCUUGGAAUUUGACAAUAAAAAGUUUUUCUGGAUAAAUAUUUCUCGAACUUCAUUUGUAGUUAUCCUUUGGUCCCUAGAUGUCCUUUUUAGGUUUUGGGACAGAUGAAAUUAGAAAAAAAAAAAAAGGAAAUUGCUAAAAAACAAUCAUCUUGAAUUCUGACUGUUUACUUCGGCCUUUCCCAAAGUUCCUAUGUAGGUUCUUCUUAGUUGCUAAUUUUGAGACUGAUGAGAAAAUCAAAAUGACUGACAGGUGGCCAUCUUGAAUUUUGACAAUGAAAAUUUGUUACUGCUAUUUCUUGAAAAAGAACAGGAUGGAUCUAUUUCAAAUUUAGGAUGUAGGUUUUGCCUUAGUCCCUAGUUGUCCCUGCUUGAUUUGGGACUGCUAAUUGGUUAAAAAAAAGGCUGACAGGCAGUCAUAUAUGAUUUUAAUAUUGUUUUUUUACCCUAAUAAAAUAAAAUGAGAUUUUUGGAUUUCAUACUGUAUCAUGUUAAAAAGAUUUUGGUUUAAGUAUUGAAAGUACAUCAGUACAUCACUGUAGUACUAUGGUACUAAUAUUUAUAAUCAUGUUCCUUGUAGGACUUAAUGGUCCGUUUCUUUAAAGUGCCUAAAAGCUUUACUAAUAUUUGUGAGACAAGAGUUGCUGUUCUGCAAAAGCUCCUGUCUUAUAACUUAUGAUCCUUUGCUGAUAAUACAUUGAUCUUUCAGCUCUAGGUUAAAUAUUUCUUUACCCUAGUGCAAAUUUCAAUUAUACUUUAUACAUGUAUAUAGUUGACUGUUCAUAGGCGAAUUUUGUUUUUAUUCUGAUCUUUUCUGUUAUGCUGAUAAGAUGAAAACUAUAUUUUUUCCAGACUAUCUACCUUUUUACUGGUAUAGCAUUGUUUAGUGUUAAGUUUAGUUGAUGAAUCCUCUAGCAUUAUACAGUAUAAUACAAGAAUUGUGAUAAAGUUAUUGCUUUUUAAAUGUUGCAUUUAACUUGAAAUGUAUCUUUUAAUUGUCAUUAAUUUAAUCACAUGUCCAGUCUGUACACUUUUAGCUCACCUAUUCUUAAGGAUAGGUUAGUUUAUGCCAUAUUGUGUCAUCUUGCAUCUGUCAACUUUUCCCUAAAAAUCAUUACUAGUCAGAAACCACUUUGAGCAAAUUUGACCAGAAGUAUCCUUUGGGAAAGAGAGAACAAGUUUAUUUUGUAUAAAUGGCGGGUUUCAGCCCCAAGGAGCCUGAGGGGCUCACUCAAAUGGAGGAAAAGUAGCAAGUUCUGUAAUAAUUCUUUUUCAGAAGGAAUGAUCGAAUUCUACCCAAAUUUGGUCUGCAGCAUUCAUUGGUGAGGGGGAAUUUUGUAAACCCUUUGGGUGCUGGGGCCUCCUAGGGUGGGAAGGGCAGAUCCCAAUAGAGCAUGGUCUUUGAAAUUUUUCUGCUGAAGAAAUGCCUGGAAUCUUUUCCUAUUUAGUUUGAAGCAUUCUGGGUGGAAGAGGAACAAAUCUUGUAUAAAUGGUGGGUCUCUGCCCCUACAAUGGGAGGGGCAAGUCCCAAAAGGGGAAAUAGAACAAAUUCAUUUAAAUCAUUCUUCUUCUGAAGGAAUGUUGGGAUUCUGUCUCAAUUUAGCUUAAGACUUUCUUGGGUGAAGGGGAUUCAAUUAUAUGUAUAUAAUUGGUCUCGGGUCCCCUGAGUAGGAAAAUCUUUGCCUGGCUAAUAGGGGGUAUAGAACAAAUUCUUUAAUAUCUGUCUUCUUCUGAAGGAAUGCCAGGAGUUUUCCCAGUUUGAUCUGAAGGAUCCAUUGUGCCUGGAAUUAACAGUGUAUUUUGGCUUGUACAGGCAGGGCCCAGUAGGAGGAAUAUAGAAAAUUCGUUAAAAUUCUUCUUCUUUUGUGGGAAUGCUUGGAUUCUGUCCUGAUUUGGUCUGAAGCAAUUUUCAUAAACUAUAGAUUUGACUUGUAUUUAACCACAAGGUUGUGGCCCAGAUAAGGAAAUUAUUUCAGAAAUUCUUGAAAUUCUUUGUUAGACAAAUUGCUGAAUUAACAAGGUGAGUGAUGCAGGCUCCAUGGGCAUUUUGUUACAUUACACAACAGGAAAUAUUUCAAUGUUAUUUACAUCAUCUUAACAGUAAGUGCAAAUGUAUGGUUGUAUUACCUAUUAUUGUACAAAUUAAUCUGUAGUACAGUCUACAUCUAACCUGUAGUAACGAUCCGUUAACAGUAAAAACAUUUGAAAUUGCUAUAAUGUUACACAAGACAGAAGCAAACUGAAAUCAAGAAGUUGAAAAUUAAAAUUUGUUGACGUGUAUGAAUAAAAAACUGACUUUUGUUGUAUAUAAGAAAACAAACAUUUUGCAUUUUAGAAGCAUUUCUUUAAAAUUUGAAAAUCCGAAGGAUUGAACAAUGGAUAACGAACCUUUUUAACAAUUCCAGAGUUAAUUGGUAGAAUGCACUUCAGGUAUUAUAUAUGUGUACAUGGACACUUCCUUCUCUACAUCAGUCCCAACAUACUUCAGGGUAAACUGGUAACUACUUCAUAAUAAAAGUAUAUUGUCUGUGUAUUGACGAAGACAAUCCAAAUUUUCAUGAAAAUGUAGAACUAUCAGAGGGUAAAAAUUGCAAUUUCUCUAAUGAGAUUCAUAAACAGGUAAAUCACCAUUGUAUCUGUUUUGUGUUCAUUUUACAUACCUAUCAUAUAUACCAGGAAUAUUUCUGUAAUAUGAAUAAUGC
This is a messenger RNA of Ylistrum balloti, 5924 nucleotides long. RefSeq lists its product as uncharacterized. The record is from RefSeq and is a predicted model, not a curated record. Bases 167 to 2755 code for a protein of 862 amino acids. Lineage: Eukaryota; Metazoa; Mollusca; Bivalvia; Pectinida; Pectinidae. The transcript is spliced from 11 exons.